Hibiscus syriacus is the source of this 767-nucleotide messenger RNA. RefSeq lists its product as uncharacterized. The transcript is spliced from 3 exons. The coding region runs from base 44 to 496 and encodes 150 amino acids. The record is from RefSeq and is a predicted model, not a curated record. NCBI's taxonomy places the organism in Eukaryota, Viridiplantae, Streptophyta, Magnoliopsida, Malvales, Malvaceae.
GCGGUAGCGGUAGCAGCAGCAGCAAUUCCUUUUAUCUGUUUUAAUGGCACUUUCCCUUUUUCAAACCACAAUAAAGCUUACCCCAAUCUUCAAACCCCGCCCUUCCUCGUUUCGUCUCCUUUACCUCCGACCCCAAUCCAACCGACCCGACUUUCCCGACACCACCGAUCUUUCCUCCGACGCCGACCCCCACACCGAUCCGCUCCUUCAGAAACUCGAAGACGCCAUCCACCGGAUCAUUGUCCGCCGUUCAGCACCCGAUUGGCUUCCUUUCCUCCCCGGAUCUUCUUACUGGGUCCCCCCACCCACCGCUCAAUCUUAUGGCCUUACCCAGCUCAUUGAGAAGUUGGCCCCAGAGGAUCCCAUUUCCUCCUCCACCUCAACCACAGUCCGAGGUUGGCCCUCCUCCGACUAUUUCAUCAAAGGCGGAGCCCCACAUCCAGCAGAGGUGGACAUGGCUUCAAAUACUUCAAAAUCCGAGGAUGAGGAAGGAUGAAGCUUUCACUAAUAUGGGGUCUAGAAAGGGUGUAAGAACGCAUUCCUGAGAAACCUCAUAUUUCAGUCAGACCGGAGGAAUUGUACAGAUGCAGUGUAGUCUAGUGGAGUAUAAAUAAAUCGUUUCUAAAAUUUCACAGCUCAAAUGCAUCUCAUAUCAAGUGUGUUGUACUUCAUGUGAUUUAGCUUCGUUAUAUUUCAAUUUUUUUUCUAGUGUAAAUAAUCAAAUCUUAUGAAUACUGAUUGUAAAAUUUUAUCUUUAUGAUGUAUCA